GUCAUGCCCAGUGAUUUACCUGUGCACAAAGCUGCUUACAACGGAAAUCUUUCCGAUUUAAAAGAAGCCUUUAAAGAUUUAAAAAAGGAAAAUAAGUUUGAUCCUGAUGUUCCGGGUGCACAGCACAGAACACCGCUUAUGCGGGCGUGUGGUUCUAGCAGUGAUCCCAAGGACGUCAUAAAAUGUGCGGAAUAUUUGAUCUCUCUUGGCGCUAACGUUAAUGCAGCAGAUGAUGCGCGGCGUAAUUGUUUGCACUGGGCUAUUUUGGGAAAUAAUAGGUAUAUUGUAGAUUUUCUGAUGAAGCAAAACAUCGACAUCAACCAGCAGACCUCUUCCGGCGCCUCUCCGCUGCAUUUGGCAGUCAAGGCCGGAAAUGCGGAGAUGGUUAGUGCCUUGAUGACGUUCGGCAGCGAUAAAUCUCUCUUGUGGGAGGGUAAGACAGCCGGGAGGUUGGCUUUAGAGCUGAAUCACCACAAAAUUGCGAAUAUGCUGGGCGAGAAAAAGAAGUCUUCGAAGUGCAUUUUACUAUAAACAAGCUAAUUAUAGAAAUCUUACCUCCUCUAAAAGUU
Molecule: messenger RNA, 569 nt
Organism: Zophobas morio
Lineage: Eukaryota; Metazoa; Arthropoda; Insecta; Coleoptera; Tenebrionidae
Product: ankyrin repeat domain-containing protein 1-like
Exons: 5
Coding region: 4-531 (175 amino acids)
Molecular function (GO): protein binding
Source: RefSeq, a predicted model, not a curated record